Molecule: messenger RNA, 3435 nt
Organism: Plasmodium coatneyi
Lineage: Eukaryota; Apicomplexa; Aconoidasida; Haemosporida; Plasmodiidae
Exons: 5
Coding region: 250-3435 (1061 amino acids)
Biological process (GO): maintenance of protein localization in endoplasmic reticulum
Cellular component (GO): endoplasmic reticulum membrane
Source: RefSeq, a predicted model, not a curated record
UCGGGGGGGAGGUACUACGACUCGUACCUGAGUGACGGGGAAAACGCCGAGGGAGGCAUUCCCCAAGCGGCAGAACGGAAGGGGAAGAAAAAUGUAAACGAAGCAAAUGCCGCAGUAAGAGGGGCAACGAAGGAACCCAACAGUGGUCAAGCAAACAACCCCGGAAAGGAUGAACGCCAGUAUGACUUUUACAAAUUUUUGGACACCUUUUUUAAGACAGACUCCAUCCCAGAAAAUGCACUGGAGCACAUGUUGAACGUGCCAUACUUCCUAGAAAAAAUCAUGAGUUUCUCCUUCCUCCUUUGUCUGGAUAACAUCCUUUACGAUAUCACGUUUAUGCCUGUCCAGGUGAUUCGCUCUCUCUCCAUUUUGCUGUACACAUUUCUCAGAAAUACCGGUCAUAAUUUUCUGCGCCAUUUUUGCAAUAUAAAAAAUUUCAAAUUUUAUAAAUAUGCAACAACGUACAAUUAUAAAGAUUUAAAAAAAUACAAAGCGAGGAUUAUUAAAUGUUCAAACAAAUUUUCUCCAAAUGAAAGGAGAAAAAGAAGUAUUCUGGAAAAAAAUAAAAAAAAUCGAAUGGAUAACCAGUCAGGUAAAAGGAAUUCACUUGAAUGUUCAUUCGUUUUGAAAAAAAAUUCUUCGAAGAAUUCCUUUUUUGGACAUAAUCGUGUGAACUGCUUAUCCUACAACGUGAAUUAUUCCAACUCAGAUGAACUGAGCCUCGAGGGAGUAAAAAGCAUUUCGCAGAAUAACUCCAUUGACACGAAUUCUGUACUGAGUAGAUUAAGAAGUCUGACCAGACUGGGAAGCAGCGCGGACCGGGGCGCCAAAAGUGAUAAGUGUGCCAUGCACCCCUCCUGUGUAAACCGAGACAGUUAUGAGAAGCAGACUCCUUUUUUAGACUUCCAAUUUGGGAGCUCCGGCGAAUACACAGAUGGGAAGCCCCUCCAAAAUGACGACUCCGUCACAAGCGUGAAAAAGGACGACGCCGACCACUUGAGGGACGCCAAUCUUGAAAAGAGGAAAAGGAGGGCCCAGAUAAAGUAUAACAAGAGAAUGCUACAAUUGCUUAAUAAAAAGUCCAUAGAAAGAAAUGUCCAUCGGAGGAGGAAGACAAACCGCCUGUCCAGUCUACUCCUCUUCGAACCGCUCGUAUUUGCGAAAAGCAUAAUUUGCAAUAUUUUAAAAAGUUCAGCCAACAGUUUGUACGACGUGUUAAAAAGUCUGGGCAUCAGAGUGUUGCUCUUCUUUCACAUGAACAGACUCUACUCGUGUAGCAUUUUUAAGGCCGAGGAGAAGAAGAAGAUUGUCACCCGGUCCUUCGAGGCCAAGUGCCUAGGAAGUGGCAAAAAGGGCAGCAGCCAAACGGAGGGGGAACGGCAAUCCUCUGGUGAUCAAGCGAAGGAACAACCCCGUGACAAGGUGACUGCCGAACCGGCGGUGACUGCACAGAAUGGCGAUGUGCGCAAAGGAGAGAACCCAAACCAGGCAAAUAAUCUAACGAAGAAGAAGGAGGAACCCCAAAAGGGAAGCACAUUGUUCCUUCCAAUAAAUAAUCGACAAAGAAAAACAAAAAGUGAUUCCCAAAGGGGUAGUUACCAACAAAACGCGGAUGACUUAAUCAGUGAUUUUUCCAACCAAAGCGUCUACACAACUGAUGAAAGUGAUCUCUCAUGUAGUACAAACCCAAACGACAUAUGCGACGUGUUCGGCGGGGUACUAUUCCUGGAUGGACAGAGUAACCCCGAUGAGGAAAAUGACCCAAGUGAUUCAUACGGACAGAACCAGAGCGGUCAUUUAAGCCCCCUUUUUAUGACCCAAAAGAGAAACAGCGAAAACUGCCUCUACUACAAACUUAAUGAAGGAUUCGCAAAGCGAAAGAGCAUAAUGAAAAAUAUUUCCAAAGUUAAAGAAAUGAAAAGAAAGUUACUCAGGCAACAUUUGAAUUCCCUCAAAUUAUCCUUCCCAGAAUACAGUGGACUAAUAAGAAUGUCUCUCAUCCUUAUCUGCAUCUACAUUUUUUCCUUUCUUGACACGUCUAGAAUUUACCAUUACAUAAGAGCCCAGCCUUUUAUGAAAUUAUACGUGGUGCUGAAUAUGCUUGAAAUUGUCGAACGUCUGCUGAGGUCGUUAGGGAAGGACCUCAUAGAUGACAUGAUUCGAACGUUCAUCAGAAUCAUUAACUUACGAUCCUAUGUGUACAUUGUUCGGAACCACUACACGAGUAAAGAGAACGAACGGGAAACGGGGGGAAUAUCCGCCAUGUCGGAACACAACCCAGGUGGGGCUCUGCAAGGUAGGAAAAAAACUACCUUCCCAGCAUCUUCCCCCACGAUUAACGCAACUACCACGACGAAUACAACUGCAGCCACCACAGGGGGAUCCUCCAUCCAAGCGGAUCACUUCUCAGAAAACAAAUCAUGUAAUGCGAAACAUCUAAACCCGUAUGAGGCACCCCCGAAUGAUGACCAAUCGAAGAACAAACCAACAGGCAUUAAAAUUGCCAUCACCCCCAGGCACAACCAAAACCCAAACCAGAUGCAGAAGCAGAACCAGCUCAGUCCGAACGAACGGGAAAAAAACAAAAUCGACAAUCUCAAAAAUAACAAGGACGACCAAAUGAACAAGAAGUUUAAAAUCCCCAUCUUCUACCCCUUCUAUAGUAUUCUAAUCAAAUUUAUUGUGCAGUACAUUUUUGUCCUCACCUAUAUUUUAACCCAUGCCUUUGCGCACCUCAUACGCUUCCUUUCGUUGAACAUUGCGAUCAAUUCGUCGGAGUCGACCAUGUUCCUUAUCCUAGUGAUGAGUAACUUCACAGAAAUCAAGUCAACCGUCUUCAAAAAAUUCUCCAAGACUACCCUGUUCACAAUUGUCGCUUCAGAUGCAGUCGAACGCUUCUACCUCUUCAUCGACGCCUUCCUCGUGUUGCUAAAAAUGUCCACUGCGUACAGAACGCAGAAUUCUUUUUUUAGCAUUUCCAGCUGGCUCAUAAUUAUUCUGCUCCUCGAGGUCGGCGUCGACUGGUGCAAGCACUCCUACUUGCUCAAGUACAACAAUUUGGACUCGGAUUCCCUCAACAAAUAUUUCCACACCCUCCUGGCCGACGUCCUAAUCUCCAGAACUCCCAACAACAACAUCUACUACAUGAACACCUCCUCCUUCGAAGUGCCCUGCAAAAACAUUUUCUGCUUUUCGCACAUCCCCACGCGAAGACUUGGUUACAUGUCCAUGCCGGUCGUGACCCUCAUCGUGUGUUCCCUCCCAAGAUUGAACUAUUUGUACAACAUCUCCCACUUAUCAUUUGCUUUGUCCAUCUGGGUUUGCCUUUUCCUUUUCAAGAUCACCCUCUCAGUUAUGAUUGUGUCCUACACGAUAUCCCAAAAGAAGCAUCUUAAAAAUCUGGGGAAGCCAUAUGACGAUAUUAGUGCCAUGUGA